Pyrus x bretschneideri (Chinese white pear) is the source of this 2006-nucleotide messenger RNA. Its product is annotated as protein NETWORKED 4A. Lineage: Eukaryota; Viridiplantae; Streptophyta; Magnoliopsida; Rosales; Rosaceae. The record is from RefSeq and is a predicted model, not a curated record. Bases 161 to 1762 code for a protein of 533 amino acids. Gene Ontology annotation, molecular function: actin binding. The transcript has 3 exons. Gene Ontology annotation, cellular component: vacuolar membrane.
AUUCAUUUUGAAUUUUGAAAAAAGCCGCUUUUGGCUUAAAAGACAAAAGCACCGAUUAAUCGCUUCGCUUAUCCUUCUGAUUUUUCCAGGGCUUGGAUCUGGAGCUUGCUCUCUCUCUCUCUCUCUCUCUUGAGUCUCUUCACCUGUGUCGCAGCAAAAGAUGGUUGAUAUGGAGAGAACAGAACUGAAGAAGUCAGAUUCAGCAGGGUUGGACAAUAGUAUCUCUCCAGAUAGUUCAAUGUGGCUGGUAGAAAAUCUUGAAGAGAUGGACCAGAGCAUUAAGCAAAUGAUGAAGCUGAUCAAAGAAGAUGGUGAUUCUUUGCCCAACAAAGACCAAACGUUUUUGCAGAAGAAGCCGGAAUUAGUUCAGGAAUUUCAACGGAUGUAUCGUUCACUGGCCGGGUGCUAUGAAUACUUGAACAAAGCACCUAAGGGGUUUGGAGAUUCUGAAUAUGGUUUCAACCAAGGCUCUCCUCUGCUGACUCCCGAUGCUAGAAAUGGUUUGCGGAAAUCCGACGAUCAAGUUGUUGGUUUUGAUAUAUCACUAAGCUCAGAUGGUUCUAGUCCAGCUCUUACUUUAAAGAAUAGCGCUGAAUCGUCUUCCUCUUCAUCAUUAGGAUCCGAGUCAGAUUCUCCUAAUUCCCCGGUCAGCAAUUACUUGGUUCCACCUCCGAGCGCUGAUUUUGACAGUCAGGGAUGGCAGCAGAAGAUUGCUGAGCUUGAAACUGAACUAUCUAGCUUGAAAGAGAAGCUCCAGAUGAAGGAGUCUGAUCUUACAAUGGAGAAAAUGCGUGUCUUCGAGCUGCAAGAACAGAUAGUUGAGUUGGAAAAUCGUGCAUCAGACAGAGAUAAUGAGAUUCGGAAAUUGAUGGAGGACUUGGAAGUGACUAAAGAAAGGCUUAAGGGGUCAGACGAAGAGAUUGCGAAUUUGAAGCAUGAACUUGCCGAUAGAAUUUCCGAAGGCGCUUAUCAAAUGCAAGGUCUUGAAUCUCAACUUCACUUGGAGAGAAAGCAUGUCUCGGAGCUGCAGGAGAGGAUUGUGAGGUACAAUGCUGACAUAUUUGGCCGCGAUCUUGAGGUGAUGCAGCUGAAGAGCGCAUUGCAUGAUGCACAGGAACAAUUCUCGCUAGAGAAAGCAGACCUGCAGGCUGACAUUUCAAGUUUUGCAGCGAAACAAAUUGUCUUGGACACGAGAAUCGAAGAAUUGAGUUUGAGAAACAAGAGGUUAGAAGACGAAAUAAGGCAAUGUGAAACGGAUAAGAUGGAAAUGGAAAGACUGCAUGCUGUCUAUGAGAUCGCAUUGCAAGAUGAUAUAAGCCACCUGAAGGUAGAAGUUGCUGAUAAAAAUGGACAUGUGGAAGCUGUAAAUAAAGACUUGGACAGGUUUAAACUGAAAUGUGACAUGCUGAUGGCGGAGAAAGACGAGCUCAAUGCUAGGGCUCAAACGCUUAUGGCGAACGUGAGUUACCGCGACAAUCAGAUUCAGGAAAUGGCGGGACAUCUUAGUCGGUUACAAACAGAACACGAGGGUCUGAUUGUUGGAUCCGAAAGUGCUCGUAGGCUAGUAGAUGAGCUGAAAACAAGAGUGGAGGAGUUGCAGCAAGAGGUGAAAAGGCAGAGUGUUGUGAUCUCGGAUGGGGCUGAGGAGAAACGAGAGGUGAUCCGGCAGCUUUGUUUCUCGCUGGAGUACUACAGGAGCAGAUACCAAGAGCUCCGGCAAGCAUUUACCGGGCACAGGCGGCGUGCCGUUGCCGCUGCAUGAAAUCGGUUUCUUCUAUGAAAUGGUCUAGUAUGUUUCUGCAGCUUACUUCACUUGAUGUGUCUUGCAUGAUGUGUUGUGUUUGUAUGGAAGACGUUAUUUGUUUAGGGUAAUAUGGUCAAUUCAGGUCGGAUGUUGUCAAUGUUUAGUUAAUUACAAAACUAAAUGCUCUAGAUUUUGAAUGUUAAAGAACAACGAUGGCAUGGAAAAGCUUUGCUAAUUAUUAUUAACUAAGGUGUUAAACUCA